Molecule: messenger RNA, 2644 nt
Organism: Salmo salar (Atlantic salmon)
Lineage: Eukaryota; Metazoa; Chordata; Actinopteri; Salmoniformes; Salmonidae
Product: syntaxin-binding protein 2
Biological process (GO): vesicle-mediated transport
Source: RefSeq, a predicted model, not a curated record
UGACUAUUGUUUUAAUGCAAAUGCACUCAUGAAGAAUAUUAAUAACACUUUAGUCAAAUUGGAAGCUCUUAUUUGCUUAUUAAUUGUGAGUGCAUUUGAACACUUUUCUUGCUUUGAUAAACUAAGCGGAAAAAUCGGCAACAAGGAAGUGUCAAGAUGGCUCCAAGCGGACUGAAGGCGGUAGUCGGAGAGAAAAUCCUGAAUGGAGUUAUCAAAAGUGUGAAGAAGGAUGGAGAAUGGAAGGUGCUCAUUGUGGACCACAUCAGCAUGCGAAUCCUGUCCUCCUGCUGCAAGAUGUCAGAUAUCAUGGCAGAGGGGGUGACUAUUGUGGAGGACAUCAACAAGCGCAGGGAACCCAUCUCCAGCCUGGAGGCCAUUUAUCUGAUCUCUCCUUCAAAGAAGUCAGUUCAUGCGCUUAUCAAUGACUUCAAAGAGAUUGCAUUCACCUACAAAGCAGCGCACAUCUUCUUUACAGACAAUUGCCCAGAUGCUCUGUUUGCUGACAUUGGCAGGUCCAGAGUUGCCAGAGUCAUCAAGACUCUGAAGGAGAUCAACGUGGCUUUCCUGCCGUAUGAAUCCCAGGUAUUUUCCUUGGACGAUCCCAGCUCCCUGCACUUCUUCUACAGUCCAGUUGGAGAUGGGAAUAAAGACAGAAUGAUGGAGACUCUGGCAGAGCAAAUCGCCACCCUCUGUGACACCUUGAAGGAGUACCCUGCCAUCCGCUAUCGCAGCGGUCCUGAUGAGAAUGCCAGACUGGCUGAGGAGGUGUAUCAGCGUCUGAACACCCAUAAAGCAGACAACCCCAGCAUGGGAGAGGGUCCUGACAAGGCCAGGUCACAGCUAUUAAUUGUGGAUCGUGGCUUUGACCCCAUCUCUCCCAUUCUGCACGAGCUGACUUUUCAGGCCAUGGUCUAUGACCUUCUGGACAUCAAACAGGACAUCUACAAAUAUCAGACGACUGGGAUCGGGGACUCCAAGGAGAAGGAGGUUCUCCUGGACGAAGAUGAUGAGCUGUGGAUCCAGCUGAGACACAUGCACAUAGCUGACGUCACCAAGAAAGUGACGGAGCUGCUGCGUGUGUUCUGUGAGAGCAAGAGGAUGUCCACUGAUAAGGCCAAUAUCAAAGACCUGUCUCAGAUGCUGAAGAAGAUGCCACAGUACCAGAAGGAACUCAGCUUGUACUCCACUCACCUGCACCUGGCUGAGGCCUGCAUGAAGAAAUUCAAAGCCUCUGUGAACAAGCUGUGUGAGGUGGAACAGGACCUGGCCAUGGGGACUGAUGUAGAUGGGGAACCCCUGAAGGAUGCCAUGAAGAGCAUCGUCCCUGUACUCCUCAACACCGACAUCGAACCCUACGACAAGAUCCGCAUCAUACUGCUCUAUAUCUUCCACAAGAAGAAGGGCAUUGGAGAGGAGAACCUGACCAAGUUAAUCCAGCAUGCCAACGUGCAGGCAAACAGCAACAUCAUCACCAACCUACAGCACCUGGGCUGCCCCAUCAUCGCUGGGGCUCCCAAUGCUGGGAAAACACUGCCUGAGAAGAAAGAGCGCAAGGAGAGCACGUACCAGCUCUCCCGAUGGACACCCACCAUCAAAGAUGUGAUGGAGAAUGCCAUAACAGACAUGCUGGACAGGAAGCAGUGGCCAUUCAUCUCUGACCCUGCCCCCAUUAACACCACGCAGAUGACUGUCAGCAGUGCUCGGUUUGGACAAUGGCAUAAGAACAAGUCUCCAACGGAGUAUCGUUCCGGCCCUCGGCUCAUCAUCUUCAUGAUCGGAGGCGUGUCCCACUCUGAGAUGCGCUCCGCCUACGAGGUCACUCGAGCCACCGACGGAAAAUGGGAGGUCCUGAUUGGUUCGUCUCACAUUGUCACACCCACCAGCUUCCUAAAUGACCUGAAGAAGCUGGACCUGGAUCCAACUCCUGAAAGCUAGAUAUAACCCUCCCUUCACUCCUCGGCCUGGAAGGGAGCUGGCCUGAGUCUGCAGGGAGAAUGGCUCUGAACACAAACCUGGAUUCAAAUUGUGCUUGUUUUCUUUCAAAUAUGUUGAGCGAACAAAUACUAUUUGAACCCAGGUCUGCUCAUUAUGAGACGCUUGUGUACUCGUCUAACUGUAAAACAAAGUGCCGUUUUUAAGAUGUAGUCAUCAUUAAAGGAUAGUGUCUUUUGAUUCUCAAUCUUUUAUUGAAUUUCUCUUUAGUUACGGUUGAAGUAAAAUAAAUUAUGUACAUACGUAUUAAUGUAAUGCUGUGAUGGACAUUUUUUUUUGCUCUGAAUAUUAAAUUAAAACAGUCCUUAUAUUAUGAGGAUCAUUUUAAGCUGUCUCUGUCUCUGUCUUCAACUGUAAUUGAGUUACAAAUAUGGGCUGCAUCUCAACAGUCUAAAGUAGCUUCCUCUCCUUUUGUCCUGUUAGUGCAGAUGAACUAAAGGACAUAAGGAGCAGUGGCCUCUUUAGACUAUUGAGAUGCAACUUUUGUGUGGGGAGCAUUAAAUACUUGUGCCUUUCUCAAGUUACAAUUGUUUUCAUAUGUCUUAAUGUCUUUACCACUGUAGUGUGCCUCGGAAAUCAUGCACUUUCAUGUUUGGGCCUUUUGUCUUUUGUAUUUUAGUCAAUUAUGAAUAAACAAUAUGCAUACAUUUUA